GAUAACGUUCUACCUAAUAAUAUCCCAGUAUUUGCUGGUGAAUAUGUAGAAUAUAACCUUUUUAUAAUGGGAAGAGAUGAAAAAAUCUGGGGAGAAGAUGCAAAACAGUUCAAUCCCCAAAGAUUUUUAGACUCUGAGGAUGGUUUAAGACCAAAUAAAUUUAAGUUUGCCUCCUUUCAUGCUGGACCUAGAACUUGGUUAGUAUUACUUACAAUCAGUGUUGGGUUAUGA
This is a messenger RNA of Racocetra fulgida, 231 nucleotides long. The record is from the annotation of a GenBank genome assembly. NCBI's taxonomy places the organism in Eukaryota, Fungi, Glomeromycota, Glomeromycetes, Diversisporales, Gigasporaceae.